This is a messenger RNA of Erigeron canadensis, 3678 nucleotides long. RefSeq names its product probable E3 ubiquitin ligase SUD1. Gene Ontology annotation, cellular component: endoplasmic reticulum membrane. Gene Ontology annotation, molecular function: zinc ion binding. Bases 72 to 3290 code for a protein of 1072 amino acids. The record is from RefSeq and is a predicted model, not a curated record. The transcript has 9 exons. NCBI's taxonomy places the organism in Eukaryota, Viridiplantae, Streptophyta, Magnoliopsida, Asterales, Asteraceae.
ACAAAAUAUUAAAUUAAAAUUAUAUAAAUAAACGCGUUAAAAAUCCUAAACCUAUCUCCGGUUACCGCCAAAUGGAGAUCGCACCGCCGGCAGACGACGGAAUCGCAAUCAUACCGGAUUCAUCACCGUCUUCUUCAGCAUCAGGUCCUUGCGCUUCAACUGCUGUUUUAAAUACUAAUAAUAAUAAUAACAAUAAUAAUGAUUAUGAUGACGAAGAUGAAGACGGAGAUGUUUGCCGGAUCUGCCGGAAUCCUGGUGACGACGAUAAUCCGCUGCGGUAUCCGUGUGCUUGUAGCGGAAGUAUUAAAUUUGUUCAUCAGGAUUGUCUUUUACAGUGGCUUAAUCAUAGUAACGCUCGUCACUGCGAGGUCUGUAAGCAUCCCUUUUCAUUCUCUCCUGUGUAUGCUGAGAAUGCUCCAUCAAGGCUUCCUUUUCAGGAAUUUAUCAUUGGGAUGGCAAUGAAAGCCUAUAACGUGGUGAAAUUCUUCGCGAGACUCAGUUUUGUGCUUUCUGUAUGGCUCUUGAUCAUACCACAUAUUACCUUCUGGAUAUGGCGCUUCUCAUUUGUUAGGAGUUUUGGAGAAGCUCAGAGACUGUUCUUGAGUCAUAUCUCUACCACAUUUAUUCUUACAGACUGUCUUCAUGGGUUUUUACUCUCAGCAAGCAUAGUAUUUAUUUUUCUCGGUGCCACAUCUUUGCGGGACUAUUUCAGACACAUACGCGAACUUGGAGGCGCGGAAGCGGACAGAGAGGAUGAAGGAGAGAGGAACGGUGCUCGUGUAGCUAGAAGACAACCUGCACAAGCCAAUCGGAAUCUUAUUGGUGAUGGGAAUGUUGAAGAUGUUGGAGGACGAGGCAUUGGUGGGGCUGGUCAGAUGAUCAGGAGGAAUGCAGAAAAUGUUGCAGCAAGGUGGGAGAUGCAAGCAGCUCGUCUUGAGGCACAUGUUGAACAGAUGUUUGAUGGUUUGGAUGAUGGAGAUGGUGCAGAGGAUGUCCCUUUUGAUGAGCUGGUUGGCAUGCAGGGACCUCUCUUCCAUUUGGUGGAAAAUGCAUUCACUGUUCUUGCAAGCAACAUGAUAUUUCUUGGUGUUGUAGUACUUGUGCCUUUCCACCUAGGACGAUUUAUUCUCUACCAUCUAUCAUGGGUUUUAUCAUCUGCUACUACCCCAAUGUUAUCGACUGUUGUACCACUUACUGAGCAUGCCCUUUCUUUGGCCAAUAUUACAUUAAAGAAUGCGUUGACUGCAGUCACAGAUUUGGCAUCUGAGAAAAGUUCUGCGGAUAUGAUAAACGUGAAUGCCACUGGACUUAAUGAGUCACCAAACAAUGUUACAAAUCUAGUUUCAGUGGAGUUUCUAAAAGGGGCAAUUUCUGGGGUAUCACGGCUCUCUGAUGCUACAACUCUUGCAGUUGGCUAUAUGUUCAUUUUCUCAGUAAUUAUCUUUUAUCUUGGAGUUGUAGCACUGGUUAGGUACACCAGGGGGGAACCAUUGACUUUGGGAAGAUUCUAUGGUAUUGCUUCAAUUGCUGAGACAAUCCCUUCACUGUUCAGGCAGUUUUUGGCCGCAAUGAGACAUUUAAUGACUAUGAUAAAGGUUGCAUUUCUUUUGGUCAUUGAACUGGGAGUCUUCCCUCUAAUGUGUGGAUGGUGGCUAGAUGUUUGUACAAUAAGGAUGUUUGGAAAGUCAAUUGGUGAAAGAGUUGACUUCUUUUCUGUUUCUCCACUCGCAAGCUCAUUGAUUCAUUGGGUUGUAGGGAUUGUCUACAUGCUACAAAUAUCCAUAUUUGUCAGUCUUCUUAGAGGGGUUCUGCGCAAUGGAGUCCUUUAUUUCCUGCGAGAUCCAGCUGACCCUAACUACAAUCCAUUUAGAGAUCUAAUUGAUGAUCCUGUGCACAAGCAUGCACGCAGGGUUCUUUUGUCGGUUGCUGUAUAUGGGAGCUUAAUUGUAAUGCUGGUAUUUUUGCCUGUUAAACUUGCAAUGCGCAUGGCUCCGUCUAUCUUUCCGCUUGAUAUAUCAGUAUCUGACCCAUUCACGGAGAUUCCUGCUGACAUGCUUCUCUUCCAAAUUUGCAUUCCUUUUGCCGUUGAGCAUUUUAAGCUGCGUGCGACUAUUAAGUCACUUCUGCACUAUUGGUUUACUGCAGCUGGCUGGGCCCUUGGUUUAACUGAUUAUUUAUUGCCUAGACCUGAGGAUACUGGUGGACAAGAUAAUGAAAAUGAUCUAGUAAGAGGACAAGAUCGAGAUGUUGUUGGAUAUAUACCCCCUGAAGAUUUGAACCGAGCAAGGCAUGCAGCAGCCAAUACUAAUUUUGCAGAAGAAGCAGAUGGUGAUGAACAAUCCGAUUCAGAGAGGUAUAUGUUUGUCCUUUGUAUUGUGCUGCUUUUAUUGGCUGCCUGGAUGACAUUGCUGAUAGUCAAUUCUGCUCUAAUUGUGGUGCCUGUAUCCCUUGGACGAGUGCUCUUCAAUGCUGUUCCUCUUCUUCCUAUCACACAUGGCAUCAAAUGCAAUGACAUAUAUGCCUUCGUCAUUGGAAGUUAUGUCAUCUGGACCUUAGUGGCUGGCAUAAGGUAUUGCAUGGAUCAAAUUAGAACAAGGAGAGCUUCAGUUUUACUAGGUCAAAUUUGGAAAUGGUGUUCUAUUGCUGUAAAGAGCUCUGUACUGCUGUCAAUUUGGAUUUUUGUCAUUCCUGUUUUGAUUGGGCUGCUAUUUGAACUUCUGGUAAUUGUACCAAUGAGGGUGCCUGUGGACGAAAGCCCAGUGUUCCUGUUGUACCAAGACUGGGCUCUUGGACUUAUAUUUCUCAAGAUCUGGACUCGGCUGGUUAUGCUGGAUCAUAUGAUGCCUCUAAUGGACGACAGUUGGCGGGUAAAGUUUGAGAGAGUAAGAGAAGAUGGUUUCUCUAGACUACAAGCCUUUUGGGUUCUACGAGAAAUUGUGGUCCCCAUCAUUAUGAAGCUUCUUACAGCUUUAUGUGUCCCCUAUGUGUUAGCCCGAGGAGUAUUUCCUGUAUUUGGGUACCCGUUAGUGAUCAACUCAGCUGUCUACAGAUUUGCAUGGUUGGGUUGCCUUGGUCUCAGUUUGCUGUGUUUUUGUGCCAAGAGGUUCCAUGUCUGGUUUACCAACCUACAUAACUCGAUAAGAGAUGACCGCUAUUUGAUUGGACGAAGACUUCAUAAUUUUGGGGAAGUUAACAAUGACAGGCAACAAGAGGUUGAGACUUCAAAUGACGAUGCAGGAGACAACGAUGUAGGUUUGAGGCAUAGACGCGGUAUUCCAGUGGAUGGCUAAGUUAAAUCUGAUGGUGUCGAGUCGCGAAUUUGUGAAUAUAAUUCUAUGAAGGUUAGUGAGGUGUGGUAGAAAGAAGCAAAAACUUCUUGAUAUUUGGCUCGAUCAUGUAAAAAUAUAUGGUGUAUAUUACACUUUGAUCUCAUUAGUUGGUGGGUUGCUACAGAGGACCCUAAAGAAAUAGGUGAUGCUGAUCAGAGCCAUAAGCCCAUAAGAUGGUAAAGGGUACUCAAGUUGACCCACCCAAUAUCAUCAUAAACCCUGUAGUUUAUUAAAAAAGGUUUGGUUUUUGUAUGUUAUAUAAAUUAAGUUUUUUAUGAGUUUGAAGAUUUGUUUUUGUAAUACAUAUUGUUUUAGUAAUUUCUAAUGAUGAAUAUUCAAUUAAACGAAA